AAAGAAUAUGGCACCACUGGUGUCAUGAAUGGCAGCUAAAAACAAGAAAAAUAUUGCAAAUGAUGUAGUUUUAGUCAAAUAAAGUGCUAAUUUCCGCUUAUUUCAACAGUUUAAAUUGUGUAUCGGUACAUCUUGUGUGUUAUUGCAAGUGCAAAUCAAAUCCUUUCAAUUGGAUGGCGGUGUUGUGCGUGGGAAGCGUUUAUGUGAUGCUUACAUUGUUUUGAUCGGUGUCGCAAAAACAUAAAAAAAUUGUCGAAUGAAUGUUGAUGGUUACGGGUAGACGGAAUCAAAAUAAUCCGGGAAAUUUGACCGUAAUGUCGGCACUGUGGACUGCUAGGUAUGACUAUCAGGCUCAGGGUGACGAUGAGCUCUCGCUGCGCGUUGGCCAAAUCGUCUACGUCCUGUCGAUGGACAGCAGUAUCUCAGGUGAUGAGGGGUGGUGGACGGGCAAGAUUGGCGAUAGAGUUGGGAUUUUCCCAUCUAAUUUCGUCACCAAUGAAGACCCAGGGGUACUCAAUGUGCAGCCAGUUGAGAUCGAGUAUGAAGAGCUUGAUAUGAAGGAGGUAAUCGGAUCGGGAGGUUUCAGUAAAGUUCACCGUGCCUUUCUCAAAGGUGAAGAGGUCGCCGUCAAAGCCUCCCUGCCGAAUGAGGAUAUCGAUGUGACACGUGAAAAUGUUCUGCAGGAGGCUAAACUUUUUUGGUCCCUGAAGCAUCCUAACAUAGUGGCCCUGCGGGGGGUGUGUUUGAAUCCGAAAGUUAUGUGUCUUGUGAUGGAAUACGCCCGGGGAGGACCACUGAAUCGGAUACUGGCUGGCAAGAAAAUUCCUCCGGAUGUGUUGGUAGACUGGGCGGUGCAAAUAGCUCGUGGAAUGAAGUACUUGCACUGCGAGGCUCCCAUUUCGGUUAUCCAUAGGGAUUUAAAAAGUUCGAAUGUUCUCAUUAGCGAGAAGAUUUUAAACAACAAUCUAAAAGCCAAAACGCUAAAGAUAACCGACUUUGGCCUUGCUCGGGAGGCUUACAAAACGACACGAAUGUCCGCUGCCGGUACCUUUGCUUGGAUGCCACCGGAAGUCAUCAAGUCUGGAACAUACUCGAAAGCUUCGGACGUGUGGAGUUACGGUGUGCUUCUGUGGGAAUUGCUUACCGGUGAAACGCCUUAUAAAGGAUUUGAUUCCCUGAUGGUCGCGUAUGGGGUUGCCGUCAACACACUCGCCCUGCCGAUACCCAAGACUUGCCCGGAAGCUUGGGGAAAGUUAAUGAAAUCCUGCUGGGAAUUGGAUCCCCAUCGGCGGCCUUCGUUUAGAGAUAUUGAAAAGGAUUUAGAUAUUAUCACUCGAUCUGGAUUUGCGCAAACACCUCACGAAUCAUUCCAUACGAUGCAAGAUGGCUGGAAAAAGGAAAUCGCAGAGGUUCUUCAGGAACUGCGUAAAAAGGAAAAGGCAUUUAAGUCUUUUGAAGAGGAAUUACGCAGCAAAGAAGAAGAACUUAGCCGAGUACAGCGUGAACAGCGAUGCAAGGAGGAAGAUUUAGCCAAACGUGAGCAGGAACUGGACGCACGUGAAAUUGAACUCUUAGGACGUGAGUUGAAUAUCAUGAUAACUCAGACUACGCCAACCCCUAAAAAGAGGAAAGGAAAGUUCAGUAAAAGUAAAUUAAAGCUACUGAAGCGGGAACCGGGACAGAUUUCGUCACCACUCGAUUUUCGUCACACGAUAACUGUGAAACACACUACCGUUCGUGACGAAUCUCGACAGCACACGGAUACUCCUCCUGGUUCGCCCGCCACCCGACUGAGAGCCAUCGCACUUCCGGCCGAUGGCAUGAAAGGUAAAACCUGGGGACCGUCGACUCUGCAUCAGCGCGAGCGAGGUCACUUGACAGCCCUGCGUACGACGGUCCGGACGCCGCAUUUCAGUAAAAGUGCACCGAAUCUGGACAAAUCUCGCAUGGCGAUCUCCGCCAGUUCGUCGCGUAACGAAAUACUAGAUUACGACACUGAUGAGUGGUACCCGCCAAAUCUGGGUGUUUCUGGUGACACGUCGCUGAAUACGCCACUUUGCACAAGUUUAACAAGGUUCGGAGGACUCCCUAGUACGGUACCGAUGCCGACACUGUAUGCUUCCGAAGGACAGCGCAAACCAAAGUUAUCGAUUAUAGAAUUAGUGUUGUACAAUAUUGCCUCGAUGUUGGCGGGCGUCGCCUCUGGGUACGACGUUCGAGUAUCGAACGUCACACCCCUCCACCCCCGUUUUCAUCCGACAUCAGCAAUGAGUGACGUAUAUCAGCUCCAGCCUAGUCCUUACCACCAGCUACAUCACCCGUCACAGCCACUUUUACCUUUGCCACAGCAUUUAGAUAGUAAUGUAGAUCAAGAAUACACGGAUGUGUAUAACGAAAGGCUUCACGCUCACAACACCUACCACGGACCGGUAAAGCAGAACAGGACGCAAUUGUCUUCAAUUAGUCCCAGACAGGAUGACCGUCCUUUACGAUUUACCGAUUCACCUCAGCACUAUUUACCUUCCACGAUGUCGACAACCAGCGGUUUGGGAUCCAAUUAUACACCCUCCGGUCCAAGCUCUUCGCUGAGCGGCGGAGCGGGAACGCAACCCCCGACACCGUCACCGCGACGAAAAUCAAGCACUACUUCUUUCAUCGACUAUGGCGAACUACCGGAGGAGCAGGAAAGUAGAGCUGGACUCUAUGUGCCUGGCGAUUAUACCAAUUAUCCACAACAGAACAAUGCCAUGUUUGCCAUCGGAACCAGUGCCGGUUAUUUUGGUUCCAACUACUUCCCAUAUCGACCGGAGAUCAACUUCGCUUUCGAGCGCGAUACAAAGUCGUACGGUGGCGAGCCGGUGUACGAGGAUCACCACUACGAUAGUGCUUCUUAUCAUGACUACGCCUACGAGGGUAGUAAUAUGAGCAAUCGAUUUAGCGCUCCCCGUGUGCCCACGAUGGGUGUUAAUGCAGCCGGCCACAGAAGGACGCUAUCGAACGUAUCAACAACGGCGAGCAAUAUCAAUCAAGGGUUUCAUUUUGAUAGCGAGGACGUCGAUCUGGUGGACGAUGCCAUUUAUAAUCUGAACCAUUUCUACAUUAAUAACAACCAAAAUGCUGUGAAAGUGCCGGAAAGUAGCAUAAUUUCCAAUCGCAUUCACGAGUACGAAAACAUUCCAAAUUACUUUAAGAGGCAAACUAGUCUAAACGCAGGCUAUUCGGGUCAUUUUUCUAAUGAAUUUAUCAAUAUCAGCAAUCAUGAACGGCCUGCUAGCAUAGGUUUAGAGCAUGGCGGGUUGCCAGCCCCCGCGACGGGUAGCCAGUUUAGGUUACGAUCUAGUUUGAAGAAAUAUAAUACACAACAGCAACAACAAUCGCAGACGCAGCAACAGCAAAAUAAGUACAGCACUGGUUCGAGUGGAAGCUGUGGUACACCCGUAACAACUAAUCCCACGCCACCGGAUAGUUUGACCAGCGAUGACAGCUCUUAUCUGAGUGCAAAGGACAACUCAUCUUCGAUGUCGUCGCAGAGCCGCGUACGAUUUACUCCUGAACUGCUCCUGGACAUGCAACAACGCCAGAACCAGUCAUCGCAUCAUGUACAAAUGGGGCAUGGUUCCGCGCAUGAAAUUAUCUCACACGUGCCACUUGGACGUAAAUCAUCCGGUGGCCCAACCGGGGUAACAACUUCCCCUAGUAGUGCUUCACUCGCAACCGGACGGCAUUCGAACAUGGGUGAAUCUGGGCAAUCCUAGCAUUACGUUAAAACCUACAUGGUGUAACUUUCGAUUUUCUCCUUGGUGCACUUAUUGAUCCGCGCACUCUUUACGGCCAGGGCGGAGGGUAAUAAGCAGAUUAAAUGCUACAAUAGAGAGAUGGAGCAAUAUCGCUUCCAACAGACAGAGGAGAUUGUGUUCUUACCGUUUUCAUUGCAGUAUUCAAAGGAAAACAACGCUAAUACUCGAAAAAAGGCCAUAAUAAUUUGAAGCAUACAAACGUAUAAUACUCGACAAUAUUGCGGUAUCACUUGAGCUUUCUGUGAGAAGUCGUGCAGCGCAGCUUUCACCCACUCAGAGCUACAAGUUCAAUUCACAUUCAUCUUUGUCUUUUGUGAGUCUUACGUGCAGAGUUGCUGUCCCGUUCGUUUCAUGUUUCGGUUACCCCUUGUGGAGGUUAUAUAACACUCAUCCCAACUAAGUACGCAACUCAACUUAUCUAAACUUAUUCAUUAGUAUUUGCUGUUUGCGAAUGCUCUACAAUGUUACACUUAUCUUGAGGCUUCUGGCUUUGGCUUUUGCAAGGUGAGUUCCAAUGAGACCAGACUGGUGAAAUGAUGUUAAAGAAAUAAUUCAAUGAAAUGCAAAGCAUAAUUGUACCCGAUAACAUUUUUAGGCAAACUGCAACUGUUUUCAUUUGUAAUCAACAAAUUAGUUAAAACACGUUUCCUUCGCCGUCAAAGUAUUUGAUAACUUUGCAUUGUUACAUGACACGAACCGUUCAUCGGCGUCACGCUUUGGCACUGUGAAUGGAAGAAGGAGAAGUGCAAACCAGCGGACAGACGGAAGCCCUUUUAAGCUUCGUUUCACUUUUGUUUUAUGGAUUUAAUGGUGCUACGUGCUGUUGGCCACUCUGAAAACUUGUUUUCUUCGGUUGCUUAUUCCGUGGUUUCCAUUCUAUUUGAGAACGAUGCCAUGAUGACAUGUGAUACGCGGAAAAGUCCAGAUGAGAAACUUGAUACUGCCAGCAACAACGGUUCGUAUUUAUAUUUUAGCCGGGUCAGCUUCGGGUGCUAGCGAAUUGCAAACACACUUGGCAUGGCGUAUUUGCAGUUCUUGCCCUGAUCCGUAUCUGCGGUGCUGUUUAUUUUUCAAUUGAGAUGAUUUGAAGCGAAAGUUUUUUUUUGUUUUUGCUUUUACUUGGUUGGUAUUAAAUUCAUAGGCCGAUAGUAAUUAAAAUGAGAAAGGCCAACCAAGCUAUAACUUUCAACGUAGGACUACGUCUUCUUUUUCUGUAGUGCAACUUUCAACGAAAAUAUCGAUGAGGGGGCGAAGAACUCGUAUAGGGUGUGGGACUAGUUCGUCAGGGGUUUUCUUCGUCAUAAUUUUUGCUUCAUUGUAAUGAGAAAUAUAUGCCGAAGAAAACCCCUCCCGAAGUAGUCCCACACCCUAUCAAAACCUCACAAUGUUUUGAAAUCACGUAUUAUUGUACAUUUUAUAAUUAUCACCUCAACGGUAUUUAUAUUUUUGUUUCACUUCAUAAGCUUUUUGAGUAGCUUUUGCAUGCAAGAUUUGUUUUUCAAAUUUCUAUCUAAAUAUAUUUGGACCAUGAAUAAUUACAUAAAAUUGAAUAACGAAAUGAAUCAUCAAAUUUUCAAUGCUGUAUUUUGAGUUACUUAAAUUAAUCUGUUUUACUUAAUCUCGAGGUAAAAACUCUAACCAAAUGACAAUGUGCAAAAUCAUGUUGGAAGAAAUGUAAUGCUGUUACAAAGUUGCGUUACAGAAUGUAUAUGCCUUGAGAGAGGGAUGUUGGUUUCGCUUAUCAUCCACUGUGAAAUAAGAAAUGAACGGGAUAGUAAGUUUUUAUUUGAAUGUUUUUUACAGACUUAUUCGAUACCUUUGAAGUAUUUAUAUCCAGUGUGAACCAUUGGAAACAUUCUCCAAUGAUUUAUUUUAUUUAGUUAUGUGUUAUAUUUAUUUGCGUUUCUCUGUUCGAACUGUCUCAGAUUUGAAAUAAAUGUUUUUUAUAUAUUUUUUAGAUAAAGUUUUGCUUUUAGUAUGGUUUCAUAUUUUAUUAAACUUUUUAUUAUAUUCAUUUAUUAAACUAAUUCAUCUAACAAACACGCGUUUAUAAAUAGUUAUAUGUCAAAUUUAACUUUUUCAAAUUACAAGUUUUUUUUCAUUCUAGUUUUCUUGAUUUAUUUCAAAAAUUAUUGAGCGACACAGAAUAGUGAUUGACCAUUUGAAAUAACAUAAUUGGCUUCAUUGAAUAAGUCUGUUAACUUCCAACCAUAUUUCCUUUUCCUCAUUUCUACAAAGCGCCUUUUAAGCGCUUCAAACCAACCUGGAACUCUGCCAGGGAAGGUGGCACUGGUUAGAAUGCGACAUUUUACGGCAGCUUAGUCCAGUGUCGGCAACUAAUCCGCCGGGGACGCUUUACGGUGACACAGAAUGCAGCUUUUUUUGCAGAUUUAUUGCAAUUUGCCGACUUCUAUAUUAGCCAUUACAGAAAACGACCGUGCACACGUGUUACACAAAACAUACUAGUACAUACACCUAUGAAUGAACACAAGAAGAACCGCUGGUAAUUAGUUUUAUCCAAUUAAAUUCGAUUCUAGCGGGCACUAAGUGGAGACGAAUAGUGAACGCUAUAUGCUUACAAAUAGGAAAGUCGUAGGCGGGAGAGGUCAAUGAAGCAAAAAAGCACUUACUCUAGUCGUUUAAAGUUUGGUAGCAGUAUUUUUUGGUUUUUAAUUAAUUUAUAUUUAUUGUCAUUAGGAAGGCUAGGUCCAAAAUCUUUUAUAUAGAUUUUAUAUUGCAUUUUACGUUGCUAUACCAGCAAUUGCAGCGAAUGGUAGCGAAAAAAACACCAAGAGCAGUUUAGCCAGCCUCCAUCAAUGAAUGCGAUGAUUGUAAUCCUGCAGAAAAUGAAAUAAAUUGAUAAUGAAUUA
Molecule: messenger RNA, 6667 nt
Organism: Wyeomyia smithii (pitcher-plant mosquito)
Lineage: Eukaryota; Metazoa; Arthropoda; Insecta; Diptera; Culicidae
Product: mitogen-activated protein kinase kinase kinase 11-like
Exons: 11
Coding region: 261-3755 (1164 amino acids)
Biological process (GO): protein phosphorylation
Molecular function (GO): protein binding; JUN kinase kinase kinase activity; ATP binding
Source: RefSeq, a predicted model, not a curated record